CGCGUAACUUGUCGUUUUUAAACGUUAGUUUUUAGAUUUGGUCAUUUAAAGCUAACAAAAAUAUUUUUAUUUUACAAAAUAAUAGUUUUUAAUUUUACUGGUUUCAAAUUAAUUUAUAUUUAUUUUUUAGAAUACUACAGUGAACUGAAUGAACACUGUGAACUGUGAAGUGAACAGAACAGUGGUCUAAAUAUUUUUUUAUCAUAAAUUUAUUUAAAAAACUGAAAUACAAGUUUAUUUAAUUAAUUUAUUUAUUGUUAUUCGUACUGGAAAUUCCAUUGACGAAUUUAGUGUAACUGUCAAGACAAAAAUAGAAACUUGAAUGGCGAUACCUGUGAAUGAGGGCAUUCGAGUGAUGAACUUGGAACAGGACAUAGAUGAAGUUAGCAGGGAGGUUGUGCCAGCAUCUUGGGACCUUUAUGAAAUGAUUCAAGCUUUUCUGCAGGCUCCCAGCUACCAUGUGUAUUUUGAAAUUCUUCUCAUAGCCUGGAUAGCUCGACUUGUUUUAUUUACAAAAAGUUACAAACCAAGUAGAACUGUCUUGACCGAAAAGGAGAAGGAAGAGUUAAUAGAUGAGUGGCAGCCAGAAGCACUGGUGCCCGAUGUAGAUGAGGACCACCCACUGCUUCAGAACAUCAACAACAGAUUAAUUCAUGGAAAAAUUGGAAAAUAUGUGAAGAUAAAUGACAAAGAAUGUUUGAACAUGGCCUCCAUGAAUUUUCUUUCUAUGUCGGCCAGGAAAGAUAUUGAGGAAUCUGCAGUGAAAUCAUUGAGGAAGUAUGGUGUUGGUUCAUGCGGUCCGCGUGGUUUCUAUGGAACUGUUGAUGUGCACUUGAAGUUGGAAGAGAAAUUGGAGAAGUUCAUGAGAUGUGAGGAGGCCAUCAUAUACUCGUACGGGUUCGCCACUAUUGCCAGUGCCAUCCCUGCCUACUCGAAACGGGGGGAUAUCAUAUUUGCAGAUGAGGGUGUGCACUUUGCCAUCCAGAAGGGCAUACAAGCCAGUAGGAGCAAGGCCGUCUUUUUCAAGCACAAUGACCUUGCUGACCUUGAGAGGCUACUUCAAAUUCAACAGGAAGAAGAUAGGAGGAACCCAAAAAAGGCCAAAGUGACGCGAAGGUUCAUGGUCAUAGAAGGCCUCUACCUCAACUAUGGUGAUCUUUGCCCACUCCCUCAACUGAUUGAACUUCGAAACAAGUACAAAGUGCGCAUAUUCCUCGACGAGACGGUUUCAUUUGGAACCCUUGGUGCCACUGGCAGGGGGGUCACUGAACAUUAUAACGUUGAUAUGAACGAGAUAGAUCUGAUGGCUGGCAGUUUGGAGUACGCCCUGGCGUCCGUUGGUGGCUUCUGCUGUGGCAAGGCGUACGUCAUCGAUCAUCAGAGGCUAUCAGGGCUUGGUUAUUGUUUCUCCGCGUCGUGUCCUCCAAUGCUUGCCCAAUCGGCCAUCACUGCACUGGAAAUUCUGGAAGAUAAACCUGAAAUGUUAGAGAAGUUGAGAAAAAUCUGUCAGCAUGCUCAUGAAGAACUAAACAAAUUGGAAGGUGUUCGCAUUGGAGGCAGUGACAUCUCGCCGAUAUUACACAUGUACAUCAGCAAGAGCAUCAGCAGGGAACAGGACAGCAUUCUUCUCAGAAAAAUUGUUCAAAUGGCAGAAGAAAAAAAUUUAGCUCUGACGAUGGCCGCAUAUUUGGAUGAGGAAAUAUUCAUGCCCCAACCUAGCAUUCGAAUACCAAUCAGUGUCGAAAUGGAUUAUGGAGACAUUGACGAAGCAGUUAACAUUCUGAAACCCAUCCUCAAGGCCCUUCUAUAAUUUAUGUUGAUUUCUUAGGUACAUUUUAUAAUUUAUGUUAAUUCCUGGCUACUUUUCGAUGACGUCUGUCACUUUUUAUGCGGAUAUAAUUAAUAUAUAAACUAUAAAUGAUGGUAUGAUGUUGAUUAAUUCUUUCCUGAGAUGUUCAAAUCAUGUUUUUUAUUUCCAUUGUAUGCUUCAUGUUCCAUUCAUGUCCUGUUCAGAAUUGUAUGUAUGUUUAUUUAAUUUAUAUUUAUUAGUUAAUUUUGGCUUUUGUAAAAUUCUUUGGAUUAAAUAAAUUUUCUUAUUGA
Molecule: messenger RNA, 2100 nt
Organism: Helobdella robusta
Lineage: Eukaryota; Metazoa; Annelida; Clitellata; Rhynchobdellida; Glossiphoniidae
Exons: 15
Coding region: 323-1810 (495 amino acids)
Biological process (GO): sphingosine biosynthetic process; ceramide biosynthetic process
Cellular component (GO): endoplasmic reticulum
Molecular function (GO): serine C-palmitoyltransferase activity; pyridoxal phosphate binding
Source: RefSeq, a predicted model, not a curated record